Messenger RNA from Heterobilharzia americana, 651 nucleotides. The record is from the annotation of a GenBank genome assembly. NCBI's taxonomy places the organism in Eukaryota, Metazoa, Platyhelminthes, Trematoda, Strigeidida, Schistosomatidae.
AUGGCUGGAAGUAGGUGGCCAGCUGCAAUCGCUCCUGCUGGUAGAGCUGGGAAUUCUUCUCGGGGGAAACAAGUCAUUUUUGAACCCACAUUUGCUAAAAUGGAAAGGGAGAAUUAUGCACUAACUCACCGAUUAAAGGAAGCUUUUUACAAAGUUGAGAAAAGAUAUCCUGGGUUCAGCAAGGAUUUUAUGGUUGGAUUACUCCAACGGAUGGGAGUCGAUAAUGAAAUUGAUGUGACUGAGAUGUGUUUACGGAUUGCGGCUCUUCAGGAGUUUGAUCACCCAAGAACUUCAAGAAACCCCCGAGUUUUGGAGUUGGAACAUACAGCUAAAACGCUAAGAACAAUUCUUAGCAGUAUACCUGAUGAAAUUACUGAUCGACGGGCUUUCAUAGAAGUUAUUAAAGGUAUAGCGGAUGCAAUAAAGAUGCUGUUGGCUGCCGUUGGCGCAUUUUACGAUGCACUGCCGCCUGGGACACAAAAGAAAUGUCUUGAAGAUCAAAAAAGGAAAUUCAUUCAUUAUUGUCGUAAAUUUAGUGAUACAUUAAAGCAGUAUUUUAGAAACAACGACCAAACAGUGGUUUUCAGCAGCGCAAAUUUACUGGUCAAUCAAGCUAACUUGAUUCUAUUCAUUGUUCGUGAUGUGGAUUGA